GCGCCCCCUAGUUCGGGACACGCGUUGAAAUCAUUACAGCUAAGCGGGUGUAGCUGAACCAUAGCCAGCGGGAGACUUGCCUUGGGGAAGUUUAUUUGAGCACAUGUUUAUAUAGAAUGUUCCAUGUAUGUGCCAGUCAUGUUUAAAGGCUUCCCAUGGUCAGGCAAUACACAGUGAUGUAUAGAUGACCUUUGCAUAGUGAUAUAGAACAAUAGCUCAAUCCCGGGGGGCAACUUUGUAUCUAUCUGCCAUGCUCAGAAGUCAGCUGAUCCAGGCUAUUCUGCAAAGAGUUCCCUGCUAAUUCAAUGUAUUUAAAAUCAACAUGAUGGUCCUAAGUGAUUGCAUUGUUGGCAUGCUGGAUGGCGAAGCCACAGUUUCAUUCUGCAGGGCUUUAUGGAAAUCGGUGCAGUCUGCAGCAUGCCUUUCAUUCUGUUGCUGUAUAAAGAAUCCCUGCUAAUCGGAUGGGUAGAGCUCAGCUUAGUUUGCCCCAUUGAACAAGACUACGUAGGGGCACUGCUUGUCAUUAACCUGCGAGAGUGAAGAGGAGGAUUACAUGGAUAUGGAAGAUCCAGAAGCUGUGGACAGUGAAGCCCCAAAUAUCAUCAACUUUGAUACCAGCUUGCCAACAUCUCAUGCAUAUCUUGGGGUGGACAUGGAAGAGUUCCAUGGACGGACACUGCAUGAUGAUGACAGCUGCCAACAGAUUCCAGUACUGCCCAAUUUGCAGGUCAUGCUAAUCCCAGGGCAGACCCUGCCUCUUCAUCUUUCCAGGCCACAAGAAGUCAGCAUGGUGCGUGGUCUUAUUCAGAGGGACAGGACCUUUGCUGUGCUUGCAUACAGUGGUGGUCCUCAGAGAGAAGCACGCUUUGGAACUACUGCUGAAAUCUAUGCAUGUCGAGAAGAACACGAGUUUGGGAUUGAGACUGUAAAAGUGAAAGCAAUUGGAAGGCAGAGGUUUCAAGUUCUGGAAACAAGAACUCAGGCUGAUGGGAUUCAACUGGCUCGGGUGAAAAUCCUUCCAGAGAGGGUUUUACCCUGUCCCAUGACUUCUCUGCAAUUGGACUCUCAAAGUCGGCGUCUGCUUUUCCCAGCUAAUAAGCCAGUGAGCAGCCGCAGCCCACAGAGCAAAUGCCAGUGGCUUCACAAGUAUCGCAGGAGGAAGUUCCUUGGUGCUAGUCUGACCUCCUGGCCUUCCUGGCUGUAUGCUCUGUAUGAUGCAGAUUCCCUUAUGGAACGAGUGAAACUACAGCUGCACGAGUGGGAUGAGAAUCUGCGAGAUGAUUCUCUGCCAGCGAAUCCUAUUGAUUUCUCGUACCGGGUCGCAGCCUGUCUCCCUAUUGAUGAUGCGUUACGUAUCCAGCUUUUGCAGAUUGGAAAUGCCAUACAGCGUCUGCGUUGCGAGCUUGACAUCAUGAGUAAAUGUACAUCGCUGUGUUGUAAGCACUGUCCUGACACUGAGAUUACCACAAAGAACGAGAUCUUUAGUUUAUCACUUUGUGGUCCGAUGGCUGCAUAUGUGAAUCCUCAUGGUUAUGUUCAUGAGACUCUGACUGUCUACAAAGCUUUUAAUCUGAGCUUGGUGGGUCGUCCUUCUAUAGAGAACAGCUGGUUCCCAGGGUUUGCCUGGACAAUUGCACAAUGUAGGGUCUGUGGAAGUCACAUGGGAUGGAAAUUCACUGCAGUGCGGAAAGACCUCUCACCUCAGAAGUUUUGGGGCUUGACCCGUUCAGCGUUGCAACCUCGAAUCCCAGAACCGGAUGAAGGGGAAGUGGGGCAUGAUCACUCCCCAAUCUUGUGUCUGUGAAUCAGGGACUGCUUUAUCACUGCUCUGCUUUUUCUCUUGUCUCGCCAACAAAUGUUCUUAGCUCUGCACAAGACAGAUGCUCUGCAGGUGUGAGGUUCUGCAUGUGUCCCAGCAUGUGACAUCAUAUUGCUGAUAAAAGGUACCUGUCCUAUAUUUUAGCCCUUUGUAUGUAAAUAUGGAGAAUGGCUGUCACGUUAUGCCUUUUUGAUUAGGAUUAUGUAAAUACCAGUGCAGUCUGCAGUAUGUUCUCCCCAUGCAUUGCUUAUAUCAAAGCUUUUUGUUCCCCUAGAACAAAACCUCUGUUUUAUAGAAUGCCAUCAUAGAUACGCCUUUUUUUUUACAGCCUCUGAAUUUUAUGGAAAUGUCUUGUUUUCUCACACUGUUAUCAACACCAUAUCAUCAACCAUAUUGGGUUCUAAAUAGGGAUGCACUGAAUCCAGGAUUCAAUUCGGGAUUUGGCCUUUUUCAACAGGAUUUGGAUUUGGCCAAAUCCUUCUGCCAGGCCGAACCAAACCUGAAUUUGCAUAUGCAAAUUAAGGGGUGGGGAAGGAAAUCACGUGACUUUUUGUCACAAAACAAGGAAGUAAAAAAUGUUUUCUCCUUCCCACCGUUAAUUUGCAUAUGCAAAUUAGGAUUUGGUUUGGAAUUUGGCCGAAUCUUUCGCGAAGGAUUCAGGGGUUCGGCCGAUUUCAAAAUAGCGGAUUCGAUGCAUCCCUAGUUCUAAAUAAACAAAAUUAGCCAAAAUGAAUGUAAUGCCUAAGAUUUUUUUUAAUGAUUUUUGGGUCCACAAAUUAUUUUUGUAAUAUAUUUUAUUUUUUAGAAAUAUCUACUAAAAAAACGGAAUGUUCCCUAACCUCUCCUGUCAUACGGCUACUACUCUUUAUGAUCCACUGGGUGCUCCUAAUUGUCAGUCCUUGGUUUCAAGGACCCCGUCUAAAAAACAAAUGCUCUGUGAGGUUGCAAACAUAUCGUUAUUGCUACUUUUUAUUAUUCAUCUUUCUAUUCAGGCCUCUCCUA
Xenopus laevis (African clawed frog) is the source of this 2821-nucleotide messenger RNA. It is a transcript of the gene crbn.S, whose product is annotated as cereblon S homeolog. Bases 554 to 1804 code for a protein of 416 amino acids. Gene Ontology annotation, molecular function: zinc ion binding. The transcript is spliced from 11 exons. Gene Ontology annotation, cellular component: nucleus; Cul4A-RING E3 ubiquitin ligase complex; cytoplasm. Gene Ontology annotation, biological process: protein ubiquitination. The record is from RefSeq and is a predicted model, not a curated record. NCBI's taxonomy places the organism in Eukaryota, Metazoa, Chordata, Amphibia, Anura, Pipidae.